Molecule: messenger RNA, 1008 nt
Organism: Entrophospora sp. SA101
Lineage: Eukaryota; Fungi; Glomeromycota; Glomeromycetes; Entrophosporales; Entrophosporaceae
Source: the annotation of a GenBank genome assembly
AUGGAAAUUUUAUUAAAUGGAAGAUGGAAGAUAAUUGGAUUGUUUAUUCCUCCACCUGAACAACAACAAUUAUUACAAGAGUGUCAAGCAUUGAUUUUGUUACAUCAACAAACUGCUUUAACAAAUCCAUCAGAUACAAAUAAUCAAAAUCAAACUAUAUUCUUACAAAAGCUUUGUGAAUUGAUUCAACAAAAACCUAUUCCAAGUGAAGAGAUUCAAAAAAUCAGACAGUUGCUUGCUACAACUUUACCCACUACUGCAGUUACAACCAAUAAUUUACCAGCUCUUUUAAAUAAUGUUGCUCCUCAACAUUUAUCAACUCCUUCGCCACCACAUAAUGUUGUUAUGUCAAUGCCACAACUUCAUCAAAUCCUUCAACAACCUAAUACAUUAUUAACUAACCCUGUCACUUCUGCUUCUAUACCAGUAACUACAUCUGCUGGAGUAAUUUCAAUUCUUUAUGAUGCAUUGCCAUCUCAAUGUAAACAAUGCGGGAUUAGAUUUGCUAAAGAUUCAAAAGAUGGAGGAGGAAAGAUUGGUAAGCAUUUGGAUUGGCAUUUUAGACAAAAUCGUAAGAUAAAGGAAAAAGCCAGGAAGGCACAAAGUAGAAAUUGGUUUGUCACUGAGGAGGAUUUUAUUAAUUCAAGAGAUUCAGAUUCUCAAAAUGGAAAUACACCAACAUUCUUUGAAUGUGAUACUAGCAAUUUUAAAUUAAACAAAAGAACAAGUGGAAUUGGUGAUGGUAGUGGAACUUCUAGAUCAAAAAAGGCAAAAAUAGAUCAUAAUAAUAAAAAUGAUAUUAACAAUCUUAUCAGUGAAUCAACUGUUAUUGUUCCACUUGAUAUUCAAAAAACUAAUAAACCUUGUCCCAUUUGUAAAGAAAAAUUUCAAAUGUUUUGGAAUGAUAAUGAAGAAGAAUGGAUGUAUAGAAAUGCUGUGGAAAUAAAUGGUGUUAUUUGUCAUGCAACUUGUCAUUCUGAUGCAAUAAAGCUUAAUGUUGUUAGUUAG